AGCACAUUUCUGUGUCAACAUUGAGAAGAAUCAGCGAGGUUUUCUAGAGUGUAUUCACCGCCGUCUUUUUUUUUCAUGGUGUGCAUGGCUUCGUAGGAGUGCCUUGUCCAUUUAUCUAAAACAAAACUAUAUACCUGACAAUCGGUCUCUCGCAUCACGUUGAUGCACAGAAGCACAGUAGUCAAACCGCAUUAAAUUCUGGCCAAAGAAGGGGCGUACCAGCACGAAAAGGGUCGCACAUAUUUCCACUUGUUGGGCUCUCAGCUACAUUCAAACCCAAGAAGAAAAAAGAACCGACCAGAGCGCAGCAAUGAAGCUCAUACUGAAGACGAUCACAGGAAAGCAGCACGAGGUGGAGGUCGAGCCGACCGCCACGAUCCUCGAUGUGAAGAGGCUUGUGGAGGACGAGUACGAGCCGGCGUCGCUGCGGUUGUGCUACAACGGUGCAGUGCUGGAGGACAGCAAAACGGUGGUCGACGCGGGUGUGAAGGAGGGUGAGUCGCUCGUUUUGGCGGGACGGAAGCGCAAGAUUCCGAAGCCGCCGGCGCCGCCUCCGGCCGAUGCGCACAAAGCCGAGCUGCCGACUUCUUCCUCUACCGAGGCAACGACGCCUGCCUCGGCGGCACCGGUGGUGGCGAAUAACGGGUCGGCGCCCUCCUCGCUACCGGAGGCCACGACGCCGUCGGAUGCAACGGCUGCGGCCGCCAACGCUCCCGCGCCGACACCGUCUUUCCUCGCCGCGGCAGCCCCCGCGUCGACGUCAUCGAUGCCGGAAGCCGCCGCGCCCGCCGCCCCACCCGCCGUCAAUACCUUCGGCGCCCCCACCAACCUGAUCGACGAGGUCUGCUCGAUGGGCUUCGAGGACCGUCAUCAGGUGGCCCUCGCCUUGCGCGCUGCCUACAUGAACGUGGACCGCGCCGUGGAGUACCUCGUCGACGGUAUCCCGCCGCACCUCGUGCACGAGCUCACGCGCGACACCACACCGGCGGCGCCUUCGCCAGCGACGACGUCCACGCGGGGUGCGCCGACGUCAGCGGAAGCGUCCGCCGCACCGGCCCCCACCACCGCCUCCUCCGGCACCACCGCCCCGGUGCCGUCCGGGCCGGAGUCGGAGCUGCGUGCCGCCCUGGCUGGCAUCCCCCAGUUCGAUCAGAUUCGCGCGCUAUACCUGCAGAACACCGAGACGCUGCCCAUCGUGACGCAGCAGAUUGCCUUGCGCCACCCUGCGGUGUACGAGCUCAUUGAGCGCAACCCAGAGGCUUUCUUGGCCAUCAUGAGCGAGACCGGCAGCCCGGGGAUGACGGAGAGGUCACCGCCGCAGAGCGGGACUACCGCCGCGUCCACCGCCUACGGGACCGCAAGGCUGGAUGAGGAAGGUGGCUUUAUGAACCAGCUUCCCGCGGAGCUGGAGCUGACCGACGCGGACCGCGUCGCCGUGCAGCAGCUGGUGGAGCUGGGUGGUGGCAUGUGGGAUGAGCAGAGUGCCUUGCUGGUGUAUUUGGCAACGCAGCGCAACCAGGAGGUGGCGGCGAGUAUUUUGUUUGAACACGGAGGCGUGCCGCCGGAGCUGCUGACCGAGAUCGCCAAUCAGAUGGCGGAGCAGGAUGAGGACGAGGACGAGGAGGGAAAUGAGGGUGAGCAGCAGUGA
Leptomonas pyrrhocoris is the source of this 1648-nucleotide messenger RNA. RefSeq names its product Uv excision repair RAD23-like protein. NCBI's taxonomy places the organism in Eukaryota, Euglenozoa, Kinetoplastea, Trypanosomatida, Trypanosomatidae. The record is from RefSeq and is a predicted model, not a curated record. Gene Ontology annotation, biological process: nucleotide-excision repair; proteasome-mediated ubiquitin-dependent protein catabolic process. Gene Ontology annotation, cellular component: cytosol; nucleoplasm. Gene Ontology annotation, molecular function: ubiquitin binding; damaged DNA binding; polyubiquitin modification-dependent protein binding. The transcript has a single exon. Bases 311 to 1648 code for a protein of 445 amino acids.